Molecule: messenger RNA, 3405 nt
Organism: Phytophthora infestans T30-4
Lineage: Eukaryota; Oomycota; Peronosporomycetes; Peronosporales; Peronosporaceae
Exons: 3
Coding region: 1-3405 (1134 amino acids)
Biological process (GO): protein import into nucleus; RNA export from nucleus
Cellular component (GO): nuclear pore
Molecular function (GO): structural constituent of nuclear pore
Source: RefSeq, a predicted model, not a curated record
AUGCGUCAGCAGCGGAAACGUGGAGACAAGCGUGUGUUCCUUCCUGGCCCUUCACAGCAAUCGAAGAUGCUGCGCAUCUCCAACUCACUGCGUCGACGCAAAUCGACGUCUCCAUCGCCCCACGACUCGGCUUUGGCUGUGAUUAAACAGAAAAAAACCAUCACAAUGGAGGAGUUUGAGCGACUGCAGAAGCAACUGCACGACAUGGUGGAGACCACGCCGCAUACUCAACUGGCAAUGGCUCAAGCAGCUCUGGCCAAUGGACUCGAGCGCCCGUUCACACGCGGUUUCCCCGGCCCCACGUCGUUCCCCGGAUACGUCCCUGGCUCCAUUGCCAACCAGAACCACGGGGCGUUGACCGUACGCGACGAGAGGAAGGAAAUCGCGACGAAGAGUGGCGUUCCUUUCGGUAAACGUCCUAGAAAUCACGAGAAUGGACCCAUUCUCCUCUCAGGCUCUGCUCUGCGCGGACAGUUGACACGCGAGGAGCGUCUGAUGCGCAAGCCUCGCCCGUCGCGUCUAUUGACUGGCGCUCAACGUGAUGCUGCUGCGCGUAACGCCUACUCUGCGGCGGUGGCGGAGAAGAUUUUGUCGACGCUGAAUAAAGUGCAGACUCCACUAGAGCGGGAGGCGCAGAAACCCACGCCGUCGACAUCCAUGUCGUGGGCGAAGUAUCACCUUUCGAUAGCUAAUGAUGAGAAGAAGAGCCUUGAGAAUGGCAUGGCGUUUGACAGCGACGACGUGGCACCUCCGACGAGUACAGUGCCUCGCGUGGCGUUCCCGCAGCCCUCGCAGAAACCUGCUACUUUGACUUCUGGCAGUGUUCCGAAGGCUUCGACGACGCCGAUGAAGGGCGCGACGAGCUCGUCGAACGAUGGGACGGCCUUCUCGCCGCAGGCGGUGUCAAUGACUCCUGCCCUUACUCGUGUACCGGAGCAGGCGAAGUUUGAGAAGAUUGGUGAGUUCAAGUUCACACUUCCACAUCGCGUUGAUGGAGUUAACCAGGUGGGCGUGAACGACGAGGACACUCGUGUGAAGUUUGUGUUUUCCCCACCGCCUAAAAUGCGAGAGCCACCAGUGAAGGUGUCGAGUCAGAAGACUGCGGCGAACGGAAUCGGCGCUGCUCCGUUUGAUUUUAUGCCGUCGUCGCCGAAGACAAAGACGACUGAGUGGGCGUCGAAGCCACCAAAGACCAAAGAAUCCGAGAAGCCCAAGGCUGCGGAGAAGCCCGUCGCACCCAAGGAUGAGACUGAAAAGCCCAGCACUGUUGACUCUGCGCCGGCUGCUUCUACCAAUGGAGUUGUGAAUCCUCUUGCGAGAUUUAUGCAGCUAAAGCCAGGACAGUGGAAAUGCCCUGGAUGUAGUGUUCUGAAUGAGGCGACCAGUGCCAAAUGUCCGUGCUGUGAGACGGCAAACCCUGCUGGUGCGUCUGCACCUAAGGUGACUGCUCCAUUAGCUUCUAAGCCUGCUGGAUCGAUUUCAUCAAGCGGCUUUAGUUUUGGUGCUCCUGCGGCGGACGCUAAGAUGGAUGCGGACAAGCCGACUGCAGGAUCCAUUACAGCGAGUGGCUUCAGCUUUGGCGCUCCACUUGCAGAAUCGAAGAAGGAAUUGGAGAAACCGGCUGGAUCAAUCUCGUCAAGUGGAUUUAGUUUCGGUGCCCCAGCAAGUGCUGCUGCCAACAAGGAUAGUGAGAAACCCGUCUCAGGAAUCACAUCUGGCGGAUUCAGCUUUACUACCCCAGCUCCUGCUCCUGCAUCCGCCUCAGACAAACCAACUGUUAGUUUCGGUGUUCCCGCUGUGUCGGACUCAAAGUCUGAUGGUUUUGGUAGUGCUGCCCCGAUUUCGUUCGGAUUUUCGCCUCCCGCGAAGAAGAAUGAAGAUACACCGAAGAUAUGUGCUGUAACUGAGAAGGCUGCUGCUUCAUCUUUCUCUCACGGAGCUUCACCGUCAACUUCGGCUCUGGCUGCCUCGACAGCUACAACCAGUGGGUUUACGUUUGGCGCUACCAACGCCAGUACUGCCGAUAACUCGAGCAAGUCCACCAAACGUAAAGCUCAUGAACUGGGAGAGCUUAAGAAGGAUUCAACAUCAUUGUUUAGCUUUGGUACAACCGCGACGGCGACCACUGAGGCCCCGAAGGCGAGUGCGCCCGCCUUCAGUUUCGGUGCUUCCCCUGAGCCAAAGCAUACAAGUCCGAAGGAGGAUUCGGAUCGCCCUAAGAAGCGUAUGGCUCCGUCGUCUAUGACCACUGGCUCGAAGCCUGUGGCAUCCAAUCCGGCUUUUUCUUUCGGAGGGGUAUCAAAACCGCCCCAAGUGCCUGCGAAGAAUAAUACUGGUGUCAAUUCUCCCACACCAUCGUUCUCGUUCGGUGGAUCGAACAGCUCGACGACUACUGACAAGCCGAAGGAGACGGCAGCUCCGUCUUUCAGCUUUUCUCCUGCUACCUCGACCCCUGCCACGACUGCGCCAACUGCAUCAACUGGCUUCACGUUUGGCCAGAGCUCGACGACGUCCGCCACUAGCAAUGCACCUGCAUUCGGCGCCGCUCCGGCUACGUCGUCUGGCUCAUCUUUCGGCUUUGGCGUGUCGACAGCACCCUCCACUGGUACUUCGGAUCCCCCCGUGCCGGCAGCUCCUGCGUCGACACCUGCGUUCACUUUCGGUUCGUCUUCUACCCAGUCUGCAGCAUCCAGUGGCUUCGGCUCGUCAGGUUCUGCAACGUUUGGCCAGACACCUGCAACCACUUCGGGCUUUGGUUCCACCUCGGCGGCUUUCGGAUCAGGCUCUAGUGCAUUUGGAUCUGGCGCCAGCAGUGGAGGCUUCGGUAGCUCGUCUAGUGCUAGUCCCUCGACUGCGUUUGGCAGCUCUGCAUCCACGGCACCAGCUGCACCGGCCUUUUCUUUCGGCGCAUCCAUCCAGGCUCCGGCUACCAAUGCAUCUGCCAACCAGCCAGCGUUUUCGUUUGGCGCGACCAGCGUUCCUACCCCCACUGCGCACCAGGAGGCUUCCGAUCUUCUAGCCCUGCACCCGCCUUCGGCAACCAAUAAUGCCCCUGCAGCCCCCGUGUUUGGCAAUAGCCUACCGCCUCCGACAAACACAUUUGGCGCCCCCGCCUUCGGCGCUCCUCCAGCUAGCGGGUUCGGCGGUGGCCCUCCCAGCUCUGGAUUCCGUACGCCUAGCCCAACUCCGGCAUUUGGCGCUGCUCCUGGAGCUCCUGCCUUCGGUGCUGCCCCUGCUCCAACGUUCGGUGCCCCCCCUGCUGCUCCCGCUUUUGGAGCCGCUCCUGCUGCUGGAGCCUUCGGCGCUCCUUCUGCUGAUGGCGGAUUCAACAUGGGAGCCGCUCCUCAGCAUGUGAAGGGCCGACGCAUCCUGAAGGCCAAGACUCGCACUCGGCGAACGUCAUAG